Molecule: messenger RNA, 4230 nt
Organism: Lates calcarifer (barramundi perch)
Lineage: Eukaryota; Metazoa; Chordata; Actinopteri; Centropomidae
Gene: nkx2.3
Product: NK2 homeobox 3
Exons: 2
Coding region: 1167-2204 (345 amino acids)
Biological process (GO): cell differentiation; regulation of transcription by RNA polymerase II
Cellular component (GO): nucleus
Molecular function (GO): RNA polymerase II cis-regulatory region sequence-specific DNA binding; DNA-binding transcription factor activity, RNA polymerase II-specific
Source: RefSeq, a predicted model, not a curated record
CAACGCAGCAUACAUACUAUUAUUAUUAUUAAUAUUAUCAUUAUCAUCAUUAUUAUUACCAGCUUAUUCCAGCAUUCCAGCUUUCCUUUACUUGUAUUAAUUGCCUCACAGAAACUGAUAAUUUAAAUUAAGCAAACUUUAUUUAUCAGCCUAUUUUUCCCUGGGGGAUUUUUUUCAGAAAUACUGACCAAAUGUCAAGGGAAAGCAUCAUCGUGGCCAAAUUUUGGUGGAAAAAAAUCCUACAACUUUCUCAAAUUAAGUAGACAUAAAUAAAUGACAAAGCACUAAAUUUAUAUUCUUCAUGCGUCCUCGGGCUGCCAAUUUUAUCUCAUUUCCCACAGUCGCGGCAUAUUAUCUUAUCCAUGGAUUGCCGAGACAGGAAACGAAGAUAUGCUUAAUCUUAAAACCACCGUGGUGAUGAUAGGAAGAGCUGUGAUGGUCUUGGGACCACUCAGCAGAGACAAGAAGAGAAUUAAUGCCAUUCGAGUUACCGGAUAAGCAACCAAUUAUAGCUGUUGCACCAAAUAAAAGAUUUUUGCUAAACAAACUUUUUCAUUAUACCAAAUUAAAAGGCUUUUGAGCCGCUUCUUCGGUGUUGCUGUUUUCUGCUUGGAAAACAAAAAGCAUGUAAUAAAAACUUCCUUACCUUUAACACCUUUAACAAUCUGAGGGGAGUCGAUGGUGCUAAUAUCAUUUCAUUAAAUUAGGCCUAUAUGUCUUCCUAACACACACGCAGAGGGAGAGGGGUAGGGAGUGAGGGAGAGAGAGAGAGAGAGAGAGAGAGAGAGAGAGAGAGAGAGAGAGAGAGAGGCUCUCUCAAUCCCUCCCCCGCUUCAGGACGUCACUGAGAGGGAGAGGGCAGCAUCUUGGCUGACCCAGCUCCUUCUCUAGAUAACUUAAUUCAGCCAACCAAACAGGAUCGACCUCUUCUUCUGUCUCAGCCCUCCAGCCACAGACUCACAGCCAAAAGAGAGGGAUGUCACAGCUGAAAGAAAGCCAGUCCUCCUCGGUCUGCAUGAAAAACAAGCAGUGCGCGACCAUUCUUCACGUUUACGCACGGGGUAUUUACUUCUUCUACGCGCCCUCGGGAGAUAAAUCGUUCCAAUUUUGGAUCUAUUGACUAUUUAUCUGUCACCUCUCUCUCUCUCUCUCUGUUGGUGGUAAUAAUGCUUCCCAGUCCGAUCAUAACCUCUUCCACCACGCCUUUUUCUGUGAAGGACAUUCUGAAGUUAGAGUUGCAGCAGCAGUCUCAGCAGCACCAGCUCCAGUUCAUCUCCUGCUUCGGUCUCUCUGGUGCGCUGUCGCAGCCAGGAACUUUCCCAAACAAGCCCCUCCGUUCUCAUUCACCGCCCUCCUGCAUGUUGGCCGGGAGGGACAGUCCAAGUCCCAUCAGCUCCGGCCUCUCGGAGAGCGAGGAGAGGAUGUCGUACCUCAACGCCAUGACGAUACCGGAGCGGCUGGCGGGGUCCGGUCUGUCGGUCGAGAUGUUCGGAAACCCGGCGCAGAACCACUCCGCAGCCCUCCAGCUGGAGACCGAGCAGGAAGACCAGGACAGCAACAGCUGCGGUGUGCUCCGGGGAGAGUGUGAGGAUCCAGAUGCGGAGAAACCCGCCACUAAACAGCAAAGGACCAGGAGGAAACCCCGUGUCCUCUUCUCCCAGGCUCAGGUGUUCGAGCUGGAGCGGCGCUUUAAGCAGCAGCGUUACCUCUCCGCCCCGGAGAGAGAACACCUGGCCAGCUCCCUGAAACUCACCUCCACCCAGGUCAAGAUCUGGUUCCAGAACAGGAGGUACAAGUGUAAGAGGCAGCGGCAGGACAAGAGUCUGGAGAUGGCAGGUCAUCACCAUCACCACCACCAUCACCCACCGCCGCCGCCAAGGAGGGUGGCUGUGCCGGUGCUGGUCCGGGACGGGAGGCCUUGUCUGACUGGAUCUCAGAACUAUAACACCUCUUACACUGUCGGAGCUCCAAACCCGUACAGCUACAACGGUUAUCCACCUUACAGCUACAACAACUCGGUCUACACUAACACUUAUUCCUGUACUUAUUCUAGUUUACCUGCUCUGCCGCCCAGCAACACCACUGCUAACGCUUUCAUGAACAUGAAUUUGGGAAACCUUGGUGCACAGACGCAGAGCCAGGCCCCUCAAGGACCAGUGGUCACACCCUGCCAAGGAACUCUGCAGGGAAUCCGGGCAUGGUAACGCGGUCUUUAUUAACAAUCACAACUGGGAGAGACUUGUCUGGGAUGGCUGAAUGGACUAAAGCACGUAAAUCCAAUCAACUGAUGCAAGGAGAGCACAACGAAUAACUCCGUAGCACGUUAUAGAAAGCACAGGCCAGUGGCUGUAACUCAAGGCAGGCCUAUGAGGAAACCCUAAUCCGUUGACUGAAAUACAGAUAUGCAGAAUGCGCAUUUUCUCUGAGCCACAGUGUAUAGAGGACUUUUAAACCUGCUGUUGAAUAUUUGAUUGUAGGAUUGAAUUCUGACGAUGAGCAAAGACUGUGCGUAAUGUGGCCUGUUGUGGUUCAACAUGGAUGCAAGCGACGAAAAAAGGGAAAGCAUUUGGACAUCUUCAUACAAAUAUACAUGUUUUAUGCAUACAUUAAAGUCUAUAGUGAAUUAAGUAUUGGCCUGACUAGGCCCACUCCAGUUUUUAAAAUGAAUUGCAAAUAACAACAUGGACCACAACUGCUAAGUAAUGCAAAAAAGUAUUACGCUUUUUUUUCUUUUUGACAGUGCGAUAUAUGUUCGGCCAGUAGCCUUUGUUUUUUUCUAAAACAGCUUUUCUUUUUUUGAAAAAUUAUAAAUAAUUAUGAAAUUAAAUGAUACAAGUGACUGUAUUGUACUGUGCUUUCUGAGCGUGUGUGUGUGUCUAUUCUCCUUUGUUGGCUUAUUAAAAUACAUAGAACUAAAGAACCUUAAAAAAAAUACAGUACAUACACAUUCAUGUAAAACUGUACAUUUCUAUGCCCAAUCAGACGUUUCUGAUCUCGUCGUAUCACAAGUCAACAUUCAUAAGAAUGUGGAUGGGAAACUCAAAUAAAUUAAUGUUGCGUUUGGUUUAUUCCUCAAGCAUGUAGUUUCUCAUCGUCUCAAAUCGUUUGUCAAGCUAAGAAAGUUUCCUCUUUUUUUCUUGUGAGAAAGCUUGUAGUAGACUUUGGUCUGAGACAAGAACCAGAAACAUAGAGAAUUUAGAGGCGAGCUAAUGUCCGGUCAGGAUUCACAGAUGGACAUUAACCAGACAGCCAGCAUCCUCGGGACUCACAGAGUGAAUAAACUAAAGAGUUUUGGAUGAUAAAUAUAGUUGGAAAAUGUUCUCUGUGUUGAUGCAUGACGCUGAAAUACAUAAUUACCGUUUUAAAAAAUAAUAAAUAAAAUAUGACAGUAUAUGUCACUACACUCCAAAUAAUAAUACUUAUUAUAAUCCUUAUUUAAUCAGGUAAUCUCUGACCCUGCCAAUAAUUUUAGAAUUAUAUGAUAAUUAUAUACUAAUUGUCUACAUUUUCACUCAUUUAAUCGAGGGCACACACACACACACACACACACGCUGAUUGGAGAUGGACUUAAACAAACACCUUCACCUCCCAGACAUGGUCGAAUACGCAGACACUAUUAAUGGAGAUGAAUGGCAACGUAAACCCAGUGUUUGUCUCCUCUGAUAGCCUCACUGGCCACUUCCCCUGCUGGCUACUGCACUGCCGGUAUGGGACAUACCUGGUGUCAGCUCUAAGUGCUGCAGAGUCACAAGUGUAAAUAGAGCUGGCGACAGGACGGCGAUGCCUGAGGACGCGGCCUGGCCACGGCUGCUCUGACAGGCGCUGCAGCGAUCGCUAUCUAUCGCGCUUCCAAAGAUAGCAGCUCGGCUCAUCGCUGCGCUAUAGGCGUGGAGUUUCCCAAAACAAAGUCUCCAAUGGCAACCACUCAAGGAGCUCACAAAAGAACCAGACCCCAAAUAUAGAGAAGGAAAAAGUGCGUGGAGAAGCUGGAGUAAGGAAUCUCCCAUUAGGUGGCCUUAGAAGUAAGGACCUGGCUGACAACACGGCAUCAGAUGUGUGAGGAUUUUGUUCAGGACUGGAACCAAGUUAUCUAUAUAUCUUAUAAUUUUAUCGUGUAUGUUUUGACAACAUAAUUCGGGGUAAAUGGAUAAAACAAAGUGAAUAUAAUAUAAUUCCAAUCGGGCUUCUGGUAAAAGAUGAAUUGGAGUGUUUCAGGAUAGAGGGUAUGCA